Molecule: messenger RNA, 2235 nt
Organism: Elaeis guineensis (African oil palm)
Lineage: Eukaryota; Viridiplantae; Streptophyta; Magnoliopsida; Arecales; Arecaceae
Product: SH3 domain-containing protein 2
Molecular function (GO): protein binding
Source: RefSeq, a predicted model, not a curated record
UCUCGCUAGCGUUGGUCCGCUUCGUGGGAUCCACUGGUCCCCACCGCGACGUUCGAUGGCCUAGCGGCCACGGAGGAGGCUGCACCGUGUGUGCCGCAUUGAAUCCGCGCUGGCGGUUACUGUUCGCCAUCCUAAAUUCUCUCCGACGGUGUCCAAAUUCACCACCCGCCCCCAUUUUCCUCUUCCUCCUCCUCCUCCUCCUCCUCGUCCAGAGCCUCUAAGAAAGAGAGAAGCUUCGAUCCUCUUCGACAUAGAAAGGAGGGAUCUAUAGUGUCUGGGGACCGAAUCCUUUUCCAAUUGGAGUUGAAUUCUGCUGCUGUUGUUGCUUGGGAUCAUGAUCUGAAGGAUUUCUCAAGGAGGAGUAGGAGGUGGAAUGAUGGAGGCCAUUCGGAAGCAGGCCAGCAGGCUCAGAGAGCAAGUAGCAAAGCAGCAACAGGCAGUUCUUAAGCAAUUUAGUGGGCGUUUCGGCCAUGAUUCUGGUCUGGUCGAUGAAGCUGAACUCCAAUGCCACCAAAAGCUUCAGAUGCUCUACACUUCUACAAGAGCAGCAAAGCAUCUUCAGCGGGAUAUUGUGCGGGGCGUGGAAGCUUUUGUUGCUAUUAGUUUAAAACAGAUGGAAAUUGUAAAAAGACUAGCAGAAAAUUGUUGCAAAUAUGGAAAUGAGAAUCAAAGUUCCGGUUUUGCUCUUGCGAUGGCUUCUCUUGACUUUGGUACUUCCCACAUUUUGAUGGAAAAAGAGAGGGAGAAUCUUCUCAACACUCUUGGAGAUCAGGUCUUUGAGCCAUUACGGGCAAUGAUAAUCGGAGCUCCUUUGGAGGAUGCUCGCCUUUUGACUUAUCGUUACGAACGGAUCAGACAGGAUGUGGAAUCUCAGACAGCUGAAGCCAUAAGACGCCAACUGAAGUCCAGGGAAGUUGGUGCUAGUGCGGAUAGUGCAGCAAAACUUCAAAGUGCAGAAUCAAAAUUAUCAGAACUUAAAGCUACUUUAUCGGCCUUAGGGAGAGAAGCAACUGCUGCUAUGAUGGCUGUUGAAGCUCAACAACAACAGAUAACUUUCCAACAACUGCUGGCAAUGGUUGAUGCUGAGAGAGCUUAUCAUCAAAGUGUUGCCAAUAUUCUAGACAAACUCCGUGCUGAUAUGGUUCAAGCAAAGCAGAAUAGUGAGUCCAUGUUACAGUCAAAAACAACCAAGACUAAUAUGCAUUCUCAAACAGUAAAUGAAGAUCCAAAGUCAAGUCAAUCUGCUGGUCUCUUACAGUCAACAGAAACUGAGACUCUUAUGCAUUCUCCAACUAGAAAUGAAGAUCCAAAGUCAAGUCAAUCUGUUGAUCUCUUACAGUCAACAGAAACUGAGACUAAUGUGCAUUCUCAAACUAGAAAUGAAGAUCCCAAGUCAAGUCAAUCUGCUGAUAUUCCAGGAAAUGGUCAGACUACUACAUAUGUGGUUGCAGAAAUGGUUAAAGAAAAGCAGCAUAAUGAGUCCACGUUACAGUCAAAAACGACCAAGACUAAGAUGCAUUCUCAAAUUGUAAAUGAAGAUCCAAAGUCAAGUCAAUCUGCUGAUCUCUUACAGUCAACAGAAAAUGAGACUAAUGUGUAUUCUCAAACUAGAAAUGAAGAUCCCAAGUCAAAUCGAUCUGCUGAUAUCCCAGCAAAUGGUCGGACAACUACAUAUUUUGUUGCAGAAGUUAUUCACCCUUUUGAUGCUCAAGCAAAUGGGGAGCUAAGUCUCUCAGUUGGUGAUUAUGUUGUGGUCCGCCAGGUAGUGUCUAAUGGAUGGUCUGAAGGUGAAUGCAAGGGAAAGGCUGGCUGGUUCCCCUCUGCUUAUAUAGAGCCACGGGACAAAGCCCCGGCGAGCAAGGUGAUAGAGCCGUCCAUGUUGUCAUGAUCUUUCCUAUGCAUAUUGAAAUUUUUGUGCAGGUGUUUCAUGAUUGUCCUCGUCCCCGGUUUUCUCCAAUCCUCCAUAAUUUUCAGCACCAGAUUUCCUCAUUCCUCUUCCUACUUUUAUUUUGUCAUUGCUGUCUGUUGUGUAUGUGAGAGUCCGAAUUUUUUUUCUUCUUUUUUUGUGCUUGUUUUCUGGGUAAAUAUGAGUUGUAUAUGAAGUAUGAUUGUGUCAAUAAUUGUUGUAUAGAUUAGGUGAUGCUUGAAGAAUUGAAUAGUUUAAACUUGUUAGUCAUAUUGUUUAUCAUGGUAGCCAACUUCAAUCUAAUCAUGGGAAACUGUCAGUCCCGUGAA